GUAACGUUAGGGAUGGGUUGGGUGUUCUGUUCGGGUUCUCAAUCUGUUCCAGUUCAGGGACAGUAUUUAUCAAGCCUCUCAGGGUAGGAGUAAGUAAGAGUGGACUAAUCAGUGAUCAUGACCGGGUCCCCUUGACUGUCUAAUCACCAUAGACAGACUUGCAGGAGCUGCUUUAGUCUUGAGACGCUUGGUAAAUGCAUGCACAGUUGUUCCAAGUUCAAUGUUGUUGUUUGUCUACUUGUUAAAAGAUGUGUAUAGUGAGGUUACUGGGGUAUAGGUGACUCUGAUUGGACAUCCUUGAUUCUUGAGUGCCAUCAUUCCAUGUUAUUCAUAAUACGUCCUAUAAAAAUCCCUCUAUUACAGCAUGAACACAUUCUGUUAUUGUGUUUGUUGUAAUAAUGUCAUUGCCAUUAACCAUUGCCAAACUUGCCCCAGCAACCUAACUAGACUGUUACUCAAAUCAGUGGCAUCUGUUAGAACCACUGCUCAAAUAUGAUACAUUAAAGCUCAACCACACUCAAAUCUUUGUCAAUGUUUGUAAAAAUUUCUCUCCACAUACUUUUGUACAGAUAGUGCUUCGGGAUUCGGACCCUGUCAUCCUAACAUCAAAUCGGUGCUCAUGUGUAGCUGGCACUGCAAUGUGUAACCACACAGUUGCUUUGCUGUUUCAAACUGCACACUAUUCAGAGUUGAACAUGCAGGUUGUGCCACCUGUCCACACCUGCACUGAGACAGAGCAGCAAUGGCAUAAGCCCAGAACAGCGGGAGUGAAACCUGGGCCAAUAAACAAAACGGUCAUCAGCAGACCAAGACUCAACCGGCUCACGGAAGGAGGAGUCAGGAGUACACUCUACAAGGGCUUGGUUGGGGACCCACUAGACAUCUCUUUGCUACUGAUUGGAGACAUGUACAAAGACUUCAGCAUUAGAGAGAAACCUCUAGCAGCAACUAUGGGCAUCAGUGACGAGAAGACCCUUGUUGAGACAGCUUUUGGCUUAGCACAAAGGGGGAGUGUGCUCUCAUACCAGCAACCUGUAUUGCCCACAAAGUCAGUCAAGAUGCACCAGGAUCCUCCACCUUACCCACCGCUGCCUAUUGGGGAGUACAAGCUUGCCCCGACAGACUGUGUGCAUGUGUGCACUGAGGAGGAGCACUUCCACCUUAAAAGCCUGAAUGUCACACUGGACAUGGCCUAUAAGAUUGAGGCAGCGACAAGAGAGCAGGCAGCAGACCAGGAGUGGCAUCAGCUCCGCAGGCCUAGGAUCACCUCCUCACGUUUUAGAGAGGUGUGUUUUGUGAGGGGAGUGAGCUCUGCAGAGUCUCUUGCAGAAAGAAUCCUCAAAGGAACAAGGCAGACUGCAGAAAUGAGAAGAGGUGCAGACAUGGAGUUUGAGGUGGCAAGGGAGUACUGCCAGAUGAAAAAUGUCAACUACACACCCUGUGGCCUCGUCAUCCACCCAGAUGCUCCUUGGCUUGGUGCCUCGCCAGAUGGCUUGAUUUUUGAUCCAUUCGCACAGCCACCGUUUGGACUGGUUGAGAUAAAGUGCCCUAAUGUGAAGAACUAUGUGGACUGUAAAUACCUUCAAAUGCAGGAUGGCACUUUGGCUCUUCGUAAAAGCCACUCUUACUACUGGCAGGUGCAGGGUCAACUGUUGAUCACUGGCCUGCAAUGGUGUGACUUUGUGAUUUGUGCUCAGGAAGACAUGCUGGUGCAGCGUAUCCAGGUUGACCCAGAGGUAAAAGCAGUCAUCAGAGAGAGGGUGGACCAGUUUUAUUUUAACGUGUACAUGCAGAAGUACUUGUCUGUCUCCAAAAGAGCUUACUGAUCGAUGCAGGAUAAUUCAGGUGGGGGCCUUUUUUAUGAAGAAAAAUGAAAUUACCUACUAUAAACUUUUGUUAUUGUGUGAAGCAGGAGUAAAUAACAUGUCAUGCCUUUCAGCUGAAUUUGGAAAAUGUAUUGGCUUAUUUCACUAUUGUAUUGUUCUAUUACAAAACCUAUUCACCUGUUA
Perca fluviatilis (European perch) is the source of this 2009-nucleotide messenger RNA. RefSeq lists its product as uncharacterized. Lineage: Eukaryota; Metazoa; Chordata; Actinopteri; Perciformes; Percidae. The record is from RefSeq and is a predicted model, not a curated record. The transcript has 3 exons. Bases 639 to 1826 code for a protein of 395 amino acids.